This is a messenger RNA of Boeremia exigua, 2049 nucleotides long. Its product is annotated as RNP domain-containing protein. Gene Ontology annotation, molecular function: mRNA binding. The transcript is spliced from 6 exons. The record is from RefSeq and is a predicted model, not a curated record. Lineage: Eukaryota; Fungi; Ascomycota; Dothideomycetes; Pleosporales; Didymellaceae. Gene Ontology annotation, cellular component: nucleus; cytoplasm. The coding region runs from base 400 to 1833 and encodes 477 amino acids.
UAAGAGCCCCUCCAACCCGUACAUUUCCCCUCACUCUUGCACCAUCACAGUGCUCUUUCUAAUUCAUCUUGACACCUUUCCUGCUGACCUUUGCCCCUCCAGACGACAAUUACCGACCCAGUGAUUCUGCUGCCUUAGAAGGUUUGAGCUACGUCAAGCGUCUUGAUCAAGCUUACUCCACGUUCUCGCGAGCCAUUCUUUCCAUAGUUCGCACUCGUGGGGAGACAUGUAAGCACGUGACCCGGCUUAUGCCGCGGGCGCUUGUUCACUUGAGCUCCGACCAACCGUGGCUCACUCACGACUCAACCACCCAGCCUCAUCGAACGCGCGCAUUACCCAUCUUGUCGCUGUCCCCCUCGUCGCCAUUUGUCACUUCGAAGCUGCCUGAUUGUUGCAAUCAUGUUGUACGAAACUGACAAUUAUGAGCAGCGCGACCGAUCACCUCGCAGACGAUCGCGCUCACCGCGACGCUCCAGACGAUCAUACUCCCCUCGCAGCCGCUCACGCAGCCGAGACGACUAUCGCCGCAGUGAACGUCGUUCGCGGUCCCCAACAGGUGGUGCACAGGGGUCUGGGAGCUAUCAGUCAUACGGAGCUAGUCGCGGAGGAGCGCCUCGUUCUACAGAAAAUAAGGACAACAUGAUGCAAAGCAUCCGCGACUCUUCCCAGCAGGACCGCCGCGUCUAUGUCGGCAACUUGUCGUAUGAUGUCAAGUGGCAUCAUCUGAAGGACUUUAUGCGACAAGCUGGCGAAGUCCUCUUCGCCGAUGUUUUAUUGCUCCCGAACGGAAUGUCAAAGGGCUGUGGCAUCGUGGAAUAUGCAACUCGGGAGCAGGCUCAGAAUGCCGUGGCGACGCUCAGCAACCAGAACCUAAUGGGCCGACUCGUAUACGUUCGCGAAGACCGAGAGGCCGAGCCUCGAUUCACCAAUCCCGGUUCCUCGCGCGGAGGUUUCGACGGCGGCAUGGGCCGCGGCGGAUUCCAGGGUGGCUUUGGUGGUGGUCCCCAAGGUGCCGCCCCCGGAGGCGGCAGCAGGCAGAUUUACGUUGCCAACCUGCCCUAUAACGUUGGCUGGCAAGAUCUAAAGGAUCUUUUCCGUCAAGCUGCGCACACCGGUUCUGUUCUUCGCGCGGACGUCCACAUUGCACCCGAUGGCCGACCAAAGGGCUCUGGUAUCGUUGCCUUCGAGACCGUUGACGAUGCGAGGAACGCCAUCACCCAGUUCAACGGUUACGACUGGCAGGGCCGCAACCUCGAAGUUCGCGAAGACCGAUUCGCUGGUAACACUGGCUUUGGUGGACGAGGCGGUUUCGGAGGCCGUGGUGGUUUCGCAGGAGGCUUUGGAGCUCGUGGUGGGUUUGGUGGUCGCGGAGGCUUCGGUGGAGGUGCUGCUGGUGGCUUCGGAGGACGUGGUGGGUUUGGUGGAGGCUUUGGUGGUCCACCUGCAGGUGGUUUCGACCCCAACGGCCCUUCCAACCCUCCAAACCCUUUCACCGAUUUCGCUGCAUCAGGCGGUGAGCCCAGCAACUUGAUCUAUGUCCGCAACUUGCCCUGGUCCACCAGCAACGAGGAUCUCGUUGAGCUAUUCACCACAAUUGGCAAGGUGACACGGGCCGAAAUCCAGUACGAGCCUAACGGCCGAUCUCGUGGAACAGGUGUCGUCGAGUUUGAGCAGCAGCCAGAUGCUGAAACCGCAAUCGCCAAAUUCACAGGGUACCAGUAUGGUGGCAGGCCUCUUGGCCUCUCGUACGUGAAAUACACCAACCAGAACAACGGUGACGUUAUGGAGGGCACUGAGCACACUGGCGGCCUUACACAAGACCAAAUCAUGUGAAGUGGUUUUCAGUGGGGUGCGUAGGUGUAUUCAUGCUCGAGCGGGAAGGGAGUUUGUUUGCCCGCUCCAAUGUGGGCUUGUUCAUGUUAGGGGACAUAUUUCACACAUAUUCGCUCCUAUAAGACUGCUUUUUAGCAGGAUCAUCUGCGCCUUUCUUAUGGAUCAUUUGGAGGACAAAAUUUUCUUACUGUAUUCUAAAAUGCGAACUAUGGAGUU